This is a messenger RNA of Homo sapiens (human), 3468 nucleotides long. It is a transcript of the gene HBP1, whose product is annotated as HMG-box transcription factor 1. The transcript is spliced from 13 exons. Gene Ontology annotation, biological process: regulation of DNA-templated transcription. Gene Ontology annotation, cellular component: nucleus. Bases 833 to 2377 code for a protein of 514 amino acids. The record is from RefSeq and is a predicted model, not a curated record. Lineage: Eukaryota; Metazoa; Chordata; Mammalia; Primates; Hominidae. Gene Ontology annotation, molecular function: RNA binding.
CUGCGCGCUGGGGCUGAGCCGAGGGGAAAAACAAGCCCGGAGUCCGGGCUGCGGUCACAUGAUGGGGGGAAGGGAGGGGAACGCGAUGAAUGGCGAAAGAGGGUGGGGGAUGGACUUGGCGUGAACCGGGAGGCACCGCUCUGUGUGACCCAAAGAGGAGGCUUGGCAGGCGAUUCCAGUCUCCGCCUUUCAACCUAUGCUGCCACCGCAGGCCGAUUGAAACAAAACAAAACAAACCAGGCGAAGUGGACAGCCAGGUUUUUGUAGCUUUAAAUGCUGCGUGCUGUCUAGGGUGUUUCACUCUCCGCUGUGCACUCUACACUCGAGUUCAUUCUUAGGGAGUUUUCAGCUACAGUCGUUUUUAGAAGGAGCACUGACAGCGAGCUCUCGCCUUCAAAAAGAAAAUGAUCCCAUUUAGUCAUCAUAGUCCUGUUUUCCUCAUCCAUAAUAAUACUUUAUUCACAGAGUUGUUCUGAGUUUAAAAUAAAAUUAGAUGAAGUACAUGGAAGUGCUGUGUAGGAGUUUUGGGAUGGUGGUUGAUAACUAAGACAAAGUGCUGAAGAAAUGAUAGAAGUUGCAAAGAGACGUUAGUGUACUAUACUUGGUGAAUGUUGGAAACUGCAGGACCUGCUGUAGGGAAGAAAAAAGUUCUAGCUGGAAAGAAUGAGGAAACCAAAGAGCUCUGCAGAGGGAGGGGGAAGACAAGACAGACUGCAGCUGUGCUUCUGUGGACCCCAAGAACAGCACUGUUCAUACACAGAGGAUAGCUCUGAAGAGAGAUACCUGUGUAGUGCAGCUUCUAAAUUUCAUAAUAAAGUCAGAGCACCAUAACAUGGUGUGGGAAGUGAAGACAAAUCAGAUGCCUAAUGCAGUACAGAAACUCCUGUUGGUGAUGGACAAGAGAGCCUCAGGAAUGAAUGACUCAUUGGAGUUGCUGCAGUGUAAUGAGAAUUUGCCAUCUUCACCUGGAUAUAACUCCUGUGAUGAACACAUGGAGCUUGAUGACCUUCCUGAACUUCAGGCAGUUCAAAGUGAUCCUACCCAAUCUGGCAUGUACCAGCUGAGUUCAGAUGUUUCACAUCAAGAAUACCCAAGAUCAUCUUGGAACCAAAAUACCUCAGACAUACCAGAAACUACUUACCGUGAAAAUGAGGUGGACUGGCUAACAGAAUUGGCAAAUAUCGCGACCAGUCCACAAAGUCCACUGAUGCAGUGCUCAUUUUACAAUAGAUCAUCUCCUGUACACAUCAUAGCCACUAGCAAAAGUUUACAUUCCUAUGCACGCCCUCCACCAGUGUCCUCUUCUUCGAAGAGUGAACCAGCCUUCCCUCAUCACCAUUGGAAGGAGGAAACACCAGUAAGACACGAAAGGGCAAAUAGUGAGUCAGAAUCUGGCAUUUUCUGCAUGUCCUCCCUGUCAGAUGAUGAUGAUUUGGGAUGGUGCAAUUCCUGGCCUUCAACUGUCUGGCACUGUUUUUUGAAAGGCACACGACUGUGCUUUCAUAAGGGAAGCAAUAAGGAAUGGCAAGAUGUUGAAGAUUUUGCUAGAGCUGAAGGCUGUGAUAAUGAGGAAGAUCUUCAAAUGGGCAUUCACAAGGGCUAUGGUUCUGAUGGUCUAAAGUUGUUAUCACAUGAAGAAAGUGUAUCAUUUGGCGAGUCUGUACUGAAGUUGACUUUUGAUCCUGGUACAGUAGAAGAUGGUUUACUUACCGUAGAGUGUAAGCUGGACCACCCUUUCUAUGUUAAAAAUAAAGGUUGGUCAUCAUUUUAUCCAAGCUUGACUGUGGUACAGCAUGGCAUUCCAUGUUGUGAAGUUCAUAUUGGCGAUGUAUGUCUACCUCCUGGACACCCCGAUGCCAUUAAUUUUGAUGAUUCAGGUGUUUUUGAUACAUUUAAAAGCUAUGACUUCACACCUAUGGAUUCUUCUGCAGUUUAUGUGUUAAGUAGUAUGGCUCGCCAGCGUCGUGCAUCUUUGUCUUGUGGAGGACCUGGUGGUCAAGACUUUGCAAGAUCUGGAUUCAGUAAAAACUGUGGCUCACCUGGAUCAUCACAGCUCUCUUCCAAUUCUUUGUAUGCUAAAGCUGUCAAAAACCACAGCUCAGGGACUGUGAGUGCCACUUCUCCUAAUAAGUGCAAAAGACCAAUGAAUGCCUUCAUGCUUUUUGCCAAAAAAUACAGAGUUGAAUAUACUCAGAUGUAUCCAGGGAAAGAUAACAGAGCCAUAAGUGUGAUCCUUGGUGACAGGUGGAAGAAAAUGAAGAAUGAAGAGAGAAGAAUGUACACAUUAGAAGCAAAGGCUUUGGCUGAAGAACAGAAACGUUUAAAUCCUGACUGUUGGAAGAGGAAAAGAACCAAUUCAGGCUCACAACAACAUUAAACCAGGAUGCUUAUGUUCUUAAGUCUAUAUUUGCAUAUACAUUGACUCUUGAUGGAAAGACUUAAGAAGAUCAAGGUCUCACCAUUUGUCCUCAAUUCGUGUGACCAUAAGAUACUGAUAGCAUUGAGUCUUGAAAUGAUUUAAUAAUAUGAGUGAGGAUUUGCUUUCUCCAUUAGAGCAUUAAGCUAAAACUAUCAACAUUUUAAACCAAAUUGCCUUAUUUUUCUUCCAAACUUCAUAUAUGUCUAUCAGGUAAUAAUAGGCUUGAAAAUUGAUAUCCUGUGGUGCUAAAGUACAGUAGAAAGAGAGGAGAAGUGUAUACAUGUUUUAUUUUAAAUUGUACGAAAGGGGAAUUUAAAAAAUAUGUAACUGCUGUUUAUACAUUGGCUCCUUACUGCUUAUUAAUCUGUAUUGUACACAUGAUGAAAUGAAGCAGAAGCUGGGAGUCGGCCUUUCCUCUAGUAACCACCACAUGGCUCAGCAUCUGUGCCAAACAUAGGCGCUCCUAGUCUGGUCAGUGCCAAGAGGCUACCAGAACAUGGGGCAGGUGGCUGGUGUUGGUGUCCCAGCCUAAGAGCCACCUGCUGCAGUUACCAUGGCAUGCUGAGUUGAUGCACCAGGUGGCAGCAGCCAUCCGUUAUUAUUUCCAAUGGAGACCUAGCCCAGGCCAAGGUAAAGUUAGUUAAUAGCAUUGGGAUAUAGUCACUGUAAUGGUGCUAUUAACAAACAGUCAACACCAUUGUAUUUUUUAACUUCGUGUUCUGUAUCUCCUCAGCCAUGUAUCUUAAAUAUAUUUUGUCAUCAUAAUCUUUAUGGUGGGGGCAGACUUUGCACUUACUGCAGUGCAACACUUGCACUUUAAUUUUCCUCCAACUGUCUAAAAUUAGAGCAAAUACAUUGGCAAUACAGCUGCUUUUGCUCUGAGCUACAAUCAUGGCUUUUCAUGUUACUUACCAAGUGGUGUUUCUGGUUAGGAAUCACAGCUGUAAAAUUGAUUUCAGUUCAUCACACUUCUUCAUGAUGUUGCCCCUAAAUUUUGCACACUAUAUUCUUGUAUAUUAUUUCAAAUAAAUGGAAAAAAAAGUUGCUUA